This is a messenger RNA of Dovyalis caffra, 429 nucleotides long. NCBI's taxonomy places the organism in Eukaryota, Viridiplantae, Streptophyta, Magnoliopsida, Malpighiales, Salicaceae. The record is from the annotation of a GenBank genome assembly.
AUGUGGGCGUGCAACCGAAGUUGUUAUCUAGGAGGCGCAUGGGCCGCUGCUGGUAGGCAUGAGGUGCAAUUAUGUGGGCAUGGCAUGAGUGAGGUCACGGGCUUCAUUGCGCGGACACUUGAACACCGUGUUGCAAGCCGAGCAUUCAACUAUGGUAAGGAAGCUCGCUAUGAGGUGUGUAACCGAGCCCACGAGGGCGACAAUAGAGGGGCCGCAAGUGUUGUGAAUUGCUUGGGGAAAUGGUUGGAGCAAAAGAGAGUCUGCAGGCAUGAUGAGGUGGCUACAAUGGUUGUCUUAGCUUAUAAGGGAGGCCGAUAUGAAAAGGAGCUUCGAGUGAGGGAAAGAGAAAGGAGGAGUGAUGUUGCUGCUAAGGUGGCAAAACAUUCAGCAAUUGCAUAUGAAGAAAGAUCUUUGAAUGUAUUUGAUUAA